Messenger RNA from Racocetra persica, 919 nucleotides. NCBI's taxonomy places the organism in Eukaryota, Fungi, Glomeromycota, Glomeromycetes, Diversisporales, Gigasporaceae. The record is from the annotation of a GenBank genome assembly.
UUUUACUCCCGAAGGUAGAGGUGGUCAUGUAGCCGCGAUAGUUAAAGAUAGUAUUUAUUUUAUGGGAGGCUCUCGUAGAGUUUCAGAUGAAAAUGAAAUAAAAAAAAAGUAUCCAAUAAGAGGUUAUAAUUUAUCAGAUGAAGUUUUUUCCUUGGACCUUACGUCAUCAUUCUCUACAGUUAACCCACCAUUUAUUGAUCUUUCUGGCACUUCACGAAUGAUAUAUGGAAGUAUAAAGGGAGCCGCAGUGUCAGGUGGAGCUAAUAAAGAUGACGUGUAUCUCGUUGGAGGUACAUUACAAAACCUUACACUCCUUAAUCAAAUAGACCAUAAUGAAUCAAUAUCGAACCAAUCACUAAUGUUAAACGAAUUAAUUAAAACUUGGAAUGUAACUGAUAGAGAAAUGAGAGAAUUAAAUAUUUUUAUUUACCGCCCAACUACACAAUCUUGGUCGAUUCCUUAUAUUAGAGGAGGACCACCAAUUAGACGUAGAUCAACUUCAACGGUAAUAACUCAGGAUGGAAAGAUAUAUAUAUUUGGAGGAAGAGCUGAAAUAGAUACUGGAUCACCUGCCUUGAUUCAUUUUAAUGAUAUCUAUCUUUAUGAUACCAUUACGCCAAGAUGGACUAAAAUUAAUGCAAGCAAUGCCCCUUCUGUUCGAAGUCAUAGUACUGCGAUGUUACUUCCAAAUGGUAGAAUUCUCUAUAUUGGAGGUGUUUCUUACUCUCAAUCUGGAGACACAAAUCUAAUUGAUAUGAACAAUAUCGCAGUAUUCGAUACAAAUUCUUUAACCUGGUCAUCCAAACAAGCAACAGGGAUUCCUAUUCAGGCUCGAGUAGGCCAUACGGCGACCUUAACACCAGAUAAUAAAAUCAUUAUUAUAGGCGGCCUUGCAUAUGAUGCAGUUACAGCACAUCCG